Molecule: messenger RNA, 3417 nt
Organism: Phacochoerus africanus (Common warthog)
Lineage: Eukaryota; Metazoa; Chordata; Mammalia; Artiodactyla; Suidae
Gene: OSBPL5
Product: oxysterol binding protein like 5
Exons: 22
Coding region: 109-2754 (881 amino acids)
Biological process (GO): phospholipid transport
Cellular component (GO): membrane; cytosol; intracellular membrane-bounded organelle
Molecular function (GO): sterol binding
Source: RefSeq, a predicted model, not a curated record
UCGUCUGCUGGCAUUUCCUGCAGCCGGGCCGCGCCGCCAGGCGAGCCCCCGCGCCCCGGCCCGGCCCAGCGCGCCCAGCUUCUCACGAAGCCCCCCAGCGCCCACGCCAUGAAGGAGGAGGCCUUUCUGCGACGCCGCUUCUCCCUGUGUCCGCCCUCCUCCACCCCCCAGAAAGUCGACCCCCGGAAACUCAGCCGCAACCUGCUCCUGGGAGGAGAGAAUGACCUCUACCCUCUGGGUCCAGGGAAGGACAUGGAGCCCAAUGGCCCGUCACCACCGAGGGACGAAGGGCCCCCGACCCCAGGCUCUGCCACCAAGGUGCCACCGGCAGAGUACAGGCUGUGCAGUGGGUCCGACAAGGAAUGUGUGUCCCCAACAGCCAAGGUCACCAAGAAGGAAGCUCUCAAGGCGCAGAAGGAGAGCUACCGCCAGGAGAAGAAGCGUGCCACCAAGCAGCUGCUGAGCGCCCUGACCGACCCCAGCGUGGUCAUCAUGGCCGACAGCCUGAAGAUCCGCGGGACCCUGAAGAGCUGGACCAAACUGUGGUGCGUGCUGAAGCCCGGCGUGCUGCUCAUCUACAAGACGCCCAAGGUGGGCCAGUGGGUGGGCACGGUCCUGCUGCACUGCUGCGAGCUCAUCGAGAGGCCCUCCAAGAAGGACGGCUUCUGCUUCAAGCUCUUCCACCCGCUGGACCAGUCCGUCUGGGCUGUGAAGGGCCCCAAAGGUGAGAGCGUGGGCUCCAUCACGCAGCCCCUCCCCAGCAGCUACCUGAUCUUCAGGGCCGCCUCGGAGUCCGAUGGCCGCUGCUGGCUGGACGCCCUGGAGCUGGCGCUGCGCUGCUCCAGCCUCCUGCGACUCAGCGCUUGCAAGCAGGGCCGCGAUGGGGAGCCCGGGUCCUCGCCGGAUGCGUCGCCCUCCUCCCUCUGCGGGCUGCCCCCCUUGGCCGCCAUCCACGACCAGGACCUGUUCCCACUGAACGGGUCCUCCCUGGAGAACCACCUGGAGAACGAUGGGUUCUCAGACAAGUCGGAGAGAGAGAACGCCGAGGAGUCGGACAACGAGACGCAGGACCACAGCCGCAAGACGGAGAGCGGGAGCGACCAGUCGGAGGCCCCGGCGGCGGGCCCGGUGCGCAGAGGGACCACGUACGUGGAGCAGGUCCACGAGGAGCUGGGGGAGCUGGGGGAGGCGUCGCAGGUGGAGAAGGUGUCGGAGGAGAACAAGAGCCUGAUCUGGGUGCUGCUGAAGCAGCUGCGGCCGGGCACGGACCUGUCGCGCGUCGUGCUGCCCACCUUCGUGCUGGAGCCACGCUCCUUCCUCAACAAGCUUUCCGACUAUUAUUACCACGCCGACCUGCUCUCGAGGGCUGCGCUGGAGGAAGACGCCUACAGCCGCAUCAAGCUCGUGCUGCGGUGGUACCUGUCCGGCUUCUACAAGAAGCCCAAGGGGAUCAGGAAGCCUUACAAUCCCAUCCUGGGGGAGACUUUCCGCUGCUGCUGGUUCCACCCCCAGACCAGCAGCCACACCUUCUACAUUGCGGAGCAGGUGUCCCACCACCCGCCCGUGUCCGCCUUCCACGUCAGCAACCGGAAGGACGGCUUCUGCAUUAGUGGCAGCAUCACAGCCAAGUCCCGGUUCUAUGGGAACUCCCUAUCGGCUCUGCUGGACGGCAAGGCCACGCUGACCUUCCUGAACCGGGCAGAGGCUUACACCCUUACCAUGCCCUAUGCCCACUGCAAAGGAAUCUUCUACGGCACCAUGACCAUGGAGCUGGGCGGCAGAGUGACCAUCGAGUGCAAGAAAAACAACUUCCGAGCUGAGCUGGAGUUCAAGCUCAAGCCCUUCUUUGGGGGCAGCUCGAGCAUCAACCAGAUCUUCGGGAAGAUCACUUCGGGCGAGGAGGUCCUGGCGCGGCUCACAGGUCACUGGGACAGGGAAGUGUUUAUCAAGGAGGAGGGCAGAGGGGGCGCCGAGCUGUUCUGGAACCCAAGCGGGGAGGUCCGCGGGCAGCGGCUGAAGCGGUGCACGGUGCCAUUGGAGGAGCAGACAGAGCUGGAGUCUGAGAGGCUCUGGCAGCACGUCACCAAAGCCAUCAACGAGGGUGACCAGCACAAGGCCACAGAGGAGAAGUUUUCUCUGGAGGAGGCCCAGCGGCAGCGGACCCGAGAGCGCCAGCAGAACCUGGUGCCCUGGACGCCCCAGCUGUUCCACCUGGACCCUGCCACCCAGGAGUGGCGCUACCGAUAUGAGAACCACAGCCCCUGGGACCCCCUGAAGGACAUCGCCCAGUUUGAGCAAGACGGGGUCCUGCACACCCUGCAGCGGGAGACCAUGGCCCGCCAGACGGUCUUCCUGGGCAGCCCGGGGCCCAGGCACCAGGGGCCUGGCCCUGACCAGCGGCUCCGCAAGGCCAGCGACCAGCCCUCAGGCCACAGCCAGGUCACCGAGAGCAGCGGCUCCACGCCUGAGUCCUGCCCCGAGCUCUCGGAUGAGGAUGGUGACUUUGCUCCUGGCUGCGAGAGCCCGUGCCCUCGCUGUGGGAAGGAGGCGCGGCGGCUACAGGUGCUGCACGAGGCGAUCCUGUCCAUCCGGGAGGCCCAGCAGGAGCUGCACAGGCAUCUCUCAGCCAUGCUGAGCUCCGCAGCCCUGGCCAGGCAGGCGCCAGCCCCAGGCCUCCUGCACAGUCCGCGCUCCUGGCUCCUGCUCUGCGUGUUCCUGGCGUGUCAGCUGCUCAUGAACUACGUCCUCCAAUAAGAGCCCCUCGAGGACAGAGACAGCGGGGCACCGCCUCCCUCCCAGGCACCUAGCACUUUAAGCCAGCCCCGUGGAGGCAGAGACAGAGGGACCCAGGGCCACAGGACAGCAGGAGGGACCUGGCGGGGACAGCACUGAGUCCCCCUGGGGAGGUGCUGGCCUUUCCCACAGGGCCCCCUGCCGGCCGCUGGCCUUAAUGCUAAAGCCAAAAGCCACUUCUGUCUCGUGCCCGACGCUCCUGGGCCACCUCUCCUCCUCACCCCGCUCAGCCUCCACUUGCCCCUGGGGGUUGAUGUGGUCGGCGGGGCGGGCCUGCCAGGCUCCGGGUGCUGCUCCCAGCAGGGGUGGGUGGGAGGUUUGCGGAGCAAAAGCAGGGGGGCAGGUGGGCGUUGCGCCUGAGGCAUCCUUUCCUGAGCCCCUGCCCAGGUGGCCCUGGAGGGGCCUCAGGUUGGGCUGCUCUGCAGAGGACAUGGCAGCCUUAUUCUGCCCUGUGUGUGCGGAUGGAGCCCAGGGGCCACGCUGCACCCUGCUCAGCCAGGACACGCUAAGGCAGGGCGGGCACCCCGGGAUCCAAGGUGGCCGCUCUGCUCAGACUGAUGCCCAGCCUUCCCCUUCUCCACCUUUUUAAUAAACGCAAAUGCAAUAUUUUAGGCAGGCUGUGAA